Medioppia subpectinata is the source of this 2511-nucleotide messenger RNA. NCBI's taxonomy places the organism in Eukaryota, Metazoa, Arthropoda, Arachnida, Sarcoptiformes, Oppiidae. The record is from the annotation of a GenBank genome assembly.
AUGUGGGGGUUAUAUUGGAGACCGGGAUGGGUGGGUGCAAAAGUGUCGAAAUACCCGGUGAUGGUUGCCUGGCAAAACGAGAGACCCGAGAGAGUGACGGACAGUGAGACCGACCAGACGUCUCCUCCAUCUGCUGACCACUCGAUGUACUCGACGGCCGAGAAGUCGCGCAAACUGUCGUUCGGUGACCUCGAGUCACACACACGCGAGACAAUCACCGCGUGUCACACACUGGCCAACCCUGUGCUCGGCUUUAACGUGCUAUUAGUGACCGCAUCGGAUCUGGUCUAUGGCUUGCGUACCGAUGGAUACGACGGGUACGGGUGUCUGGCUGUGGGCGACCGGCGACUGGACUCACUUCAACUCAUACCACGCCUGUGCAAACUUCGGGUCCAGUACUUUGUCAACGGGUACGACUUCGCGCUGGCCGUCACCGCUAUGAACGAUGUCUACUCGUGGGGCGACAACGAGUGGGGACAGUUGGGCGGCACUGGCGGUGGUGGAGCUGAUGGCGGUCAAGACAAUGGCCAGGGAUUGGUUGCGGGCAGUUAUUUUGGCGGAACCGUUGUCACAGACACCACCGACGGCUACCUAUCGCCCCGUAAACUGUCAUUUUUCGAGGACAAAUACGUCCAACAGAUCAGCUGCGGUUCGUACCACUCGCUGGCCUUAAUGGGCGACGGAGUGGUGUACGCCUGGGGCGACAACUCGUGGGGCCAACUCGGGUCCGGACCCACGGACAGCGGCGGUCAGCGGACGCCCACACGGGUGCCGAUCGACGCCGGCGUGCACUCUGUCUACUGUCACAGCAGCAGCUCAUACGCCAUCGCCGAAGACGGACGCGUGUACUCGUGGGGCGAGAAUAGCGACCACCAGUUGGGUCACCGCACGGCCGACACCGUUGUGUUCGAGCCGAGGCCUGUGGUCGGUCUCCGGGACGUGAAAUCGGUGGCCGCCUCUCAAUACAUGACUUACUUUCUGACCACCGCUGGCCGACUGUACUAUUGCGGCCACUAUUACGCAGAUAUCGGCGCAGGAGGUGGUGGCGGUGGACACAAUGGCGACGGACCGGACGCGCCCGCCGUAUACCCAAUGGAGACCGAGCGCCGGUGCGAUGAACUGCAACAGUUCCGGUCGCACGUGGAGUACUUCAAUCGUGACUUUAUCUGCGCCCUAAUGGACGGCCGCGUGUAUAACGUGUUCGGUCCGGACACUGUUGGCGAGACCGAGUACAACACGUUUGUCGACUUUUACGCCACGGUUUGUCAGAUCAGUUAUAAUACGCUAAGACUCGUCGGCGGCGGUGGCGAUGAUAUUGGCGACGAACUGAUGGCUCCCCAAUCAGGACCAGUAUUUCCGGCCACCGAUUACCGCACGGAGUUGUUUGUGUCCCAAUUGGCCGCUCAAUUGCCUAAGAUUAAUACUCAGAUCAGUGUCGGGCCGACUAUUGUCGCCGCUCAAGAAGCAGUCGAAGACAUACCUCAACAUAAGCCACAACCAGACAAAGCUCACGACACGCCGAAACGGGUCCGUAUAGUGACGCCAGCCUCGUCGCCGCCAAAGCCCGAACUGCCGCACUCGCCAGCCAUGGGUCAAAAGCGGCGCUCGUCGGGGGACACCGGCCGGCCCGCGGCGGCCAACGGUCGACAUUUAGUGAACACACAUAUUAGACACGAAUCCGCGCCCCAAACGACGGCCACAACCGACACGUCGCCCAUCAGGAGUGAUAGAGAUGUCGGUCGACAGCGGGCGGCGGCUAAUCCUCCAUUAGUAGUGACCACUGAAAUAGUUCCGCCGCCCGAAGAGAGAGUCACUCAUUACUCAACUAAUAAUCACGAGUCGGCCGUUCGGAAGGAUAGGGAUGUGAGGCCAACGCCAGUGUCCGCAAACAAUACGCCAACACGUGAUGUAAACAUCGAUUACUCAAUUAAUGCCGUUUCCACGCCUUAUGUAAGCCAUAAUCACAACACAAACACAGGGUUAUCAUCGAUGCGUACGGCAGAUGUGGGCGGCAAUGGUAGCCCCAGUGGUGCCCGAGUAUCCGCCGCUCGUGUCGGCGGCGCUCGUAUCACUCGCGGAGACACAGCUCACGGCCCGUCCACCGGUCGGGUACUAACUCCAGACCAAAGGCUAACCGACAGUUCAGAAAAUUAUCCGGAGCUGAUCCAAUCGCACCAAUACGUGAACCGUAAGCAAUUUAUGGAGAAACGCCGAUGCCAAUUAUUAUGACAGGUCACACAUAGCCUGUCCCAUGAGCUUACAUUCACACCAACACAACCCCACACUCCCCUCGCCUCCCACCCCACCUCCCGGGCCUUAUCUAUUAAACUACCGGUUCGUACAAAAUAUUUUUCUUACCAUUCAUUUGUUUGUUUCGUUUGUUUUGUGUAUAAAUUCUAUGGUAUAUUACAUAAGAGAAAAAUUUAUAUAAAUUGUAAUGUUUUUGAAGUUUAAAAUGUAAUUUAUUUUCUAUAAUAAAAUGCGGAAAUCAUUUGUAAUUAAAAUUAAACA